Messenger RNA from Malassezia japonica, 1680 nucleotides. RefSeq lists its product as uncharacterized. The record is from RefSeq and is a predicted model, not a curated record. Lineage: Eukaryota; Fungi; Basidiomycota; Malasseziomycetes; Malasseziales; Malasseziaceae. Gene Ontology annotation, biological process: termination of RNA polymerase II transcription. Gene Ontology annotation, cellular component: mRNA cleavage factor complex; cytoplasm. Gene Ontology annotation, molecular function: mRNA binding; RNA polymerase II complex binding. Bases 1 to 1680 code for a protein of 559 amino acids. The transcript has 3 exons.
AUGUAUCCGAAUUCGUACGCCUACCCCCCCGCGAACGGUGCGGAGCAUGUGCCUGCUCCUGAAGGCCCGGCUGCCCUGUCGAACCCCACCUCGUUUGAGCGCAUGUACCGCGGUCAGCUUGCCCAGCUCACGUUUAACUCGAAGCCGAUUAUUACCAACUUGACACUCAUUGCACAGGAGCAUAUGCAUCGCAUGUCUACCCUGGUGGCCAAGCUGAUUGAUGCGCACAUUAUCACGGCGCCACCGGCCUACCGCCUGCCGUCCAUGUAUCUCUUGGACUCGAUUUCCAAAAACAUUGGGUCGCCAUACACGGAGCUGUGGGCACCCCGCGUAGCGACUCUGUUUCUAGAGUCGUACCGUGUCGUGGACCAGCCCACCAAGCGCCGCCUGGAGGAGCUGCUCGCGACUUGGCGCGUUGCUGGGCCGGACAAGCGGCCUCUGUUUGGCGACGCGGCGCAGCAAGGCAUCGAGCGUGCUCUGUUUGGCAGCGCGGGCGGCCAGCCGAAGCAGGCACAGCCGACCCAGUCGCAAGUCCUUGCGAACAUCGAGCGGCUCCUCGCUCUCAAGGCCCAGGAACGGUCGCGUAACCCUGGCGACGAGAGCGUGGGCGAGCGCAUGCAGACCUUGCGUGAGCUGAGGGAAAAGGUCCAAGAUAGCGAACCCAUUCCCGAGCUCCUUGCCGAAGUGCAAAAGGAGCUCGAUGCGAUUGCAAACAAGCGCCAGACUACGCCGGCGGUUGCGACGCCUCCGCCGGCUGCGGCGCCGACCCCUAGCGCGGCGCCCACAGCAUCGGCCUCGGAGCUGAUUGCAAACCUGAUGCGCGCCGGCCUGCUGCCAUCCGCGCAGGCCGUGCCAGCGGCGGCAGCAGCGGUGGUGCCUGUGCCUACUAAGGCGAGCCAGGACAAGGCGUACACGGACUACAUCCUAUCGCUUGACCUGCGUCUCACAACGCUCGACCUGUCGCGGCAGCCGCCGGAGCUCGAGCUGGUCGUCCAGGAGAACCUGCCUCUGCCGUGCCGCCAAUGCGCCAACCGAUACCCCGAUGGCGUCGCAGGCAAGAAUGGACUCGACUACCACCUCGACUGGCAUUUUUCCCAAAACCGCCGCGCGCGUGCGAGCAUGGCGCGUGGCCAGAGCCGGUCGUGGCUCGACCCCGUCGCCCGCUGGGUGCGCUCUGGCUUUGACGACGUCACGGAGCACAACACCAACGAGGAAAGCGGCGCGGUAAUCAGCCCCGCUCAGGAGCAGGCGCUCAAAGAAAAGUUUGCCAACACCUAUGUCGUCGUGCCCGACGACCCCGAAAUUGCGGCACGCCCUUGCCGCAUCUGCAAGGAAAAGUUCCAGAGCGAGUGGAGCGAGGACGUGGAAGAGUGGAUCUGGAAGAACGCCGUCGAGAUCGACGGCGCAUACCUGCACGCCUCGUGCUACUACUCGGCCAAGUCCAUGUCGGAGAGCGUCAAGGGCGAGGCCGAGGCGCCGGCCAAGCCUGUGGUAGCGCCGCUGGAAGCGCCGCGCGUCGAGGCCGAGGCGCCUCAAGCGACCCCCAUCAAGGAAGAGGACGGGCUCAAGGAAGAGGACGCGGCGACGCUCAAACGCAAGGCGUCGCCCGCCGAAGAGCUUCCGCAGAAAAAGGUUGCGAGCGACGAGGCGCCGGCUGCGUCGCCCACCGAGGCCGCCUAA